AUGUCUUUUAUGGAUGGUUCAUCCGGCUACAAUCAGAUCUGCAUGUCGCCAAAGGAUGAAGAGUUGAUCACAUUUCGCACUCCUAAAGGCAUUUAUUGCUACAAAGUAAUGCCUUUCAGUUUGAAGAACGCAGGAGCAACAUACCAAAGAGCUAUGCAAAACAUCUUUGAUAGCAUUCUUCACAAAAAUGUUGAAUGUUAUGUUGAUGAUUUAGUAGUGAAAUCAAGAAAAAAAUGUGAUCACUUGCAAGACUUGAGGAUAGUGUUUGAUCUACUACGAAGGUAUCAACUUAGAAUGAAUCCUUUGAAAUGUGCGUUUGGAGUUACCUUUGGAAAAUUCCUUGGCUUCAUUGUACGACAUCGAGGAAUAGAAAUUGGUCAAGUAAAAGUAGAUGCAAUUCUGAAGAUGGAAAGUGUCAACCAUUCAGCCGCCUUGAAAAAGGGCACUCUUUUCGAAUGGGACCAAGCUUGUAGUAAUGCCUUUGAGAGCAUCAAGUCUUACUUGACAAAACCACCAGUUUUAGCAGCUCUUGUUCCUGGAAAGCCAUUGAUACUUUACAUAUCAGCUCAAGAAAGAUCAGUGGGAGCACUCUUAGCCCAAGAGAAUGGCAAAGGGAAAGAAAAUUCCCUUUACUACUUGAGUAGGAUGAUGACACCAAAUGAGUUGAAGUACUCGCCAAUCGAAAAGCUAUGUUUGGCCUUAGUCUUCUCAAUUCAGAAGAUGAAGCACUACUUUCAAGCUCACGUCAUCCGUCUUAUUUCUAAAGCCAACCCCAUCAAAUUUGUGAUGUCGAAACCUGUCCUCAAUGAUCGACUAGCAAGAUGGUAUCUCCAGUUUCAGCAAUUUGAAAUUGUGUAUGUUCCUCAAAAGGCUGUAAAAGGGCAAGCAUUGGCAGACUUCUUAGCAGACCACCCGAUACCUGAUGAUUGGGAACUCACUGAUGAAUUACCUGAUGAAGAUGCAAUGGUUGUUGAAGUUCAACCGCCUUGGAAGAUGUAUUUUGAUGGGGCCUCACAUCGCGAAGGAGCUGGCGCUGGGAUAAUAUUUGUCACUUCUCGAGAGGAGAUCUUGCCGUAUUCCUUCACCUUAACGCAAUGUUGCUCCAAUAAUGUUGUAGAAUAUCAAGCCUUAAUACUUGGGCUUGAAAUGGCGGUUGAUAUGAAGCAAUUGCAAUUACAAGUUUUUGGAGACUCUGAAUUAGUGAUCAAUCAAUUGUUGGGUAGCUAUGAAGUCAAAAAGCCAGAAUUCGCAAAUAUCACUAUCUGCCAAAAAUGGAUAGUACCACCGGAUGUAGAUGAAGAAAGCAAAUUUGAACAUCUUGUAGCUGUCUCACAAGCUGAGAUAGUUGAUUGGAGACAUGCUCUGAUUGAUUACUUGUGUUAUAAUAUACUUCCAGAAGAUCCAAAGAGAAAAACCGAAAUUCGUCGUCGUGCUCCUAGAUUUCUUUACUACAAAGAUACUCUAUAUCGAAGAUCAUUCAAGGGAGUCCUCUUGCGUUGUUUGGGGGAAGAAGAAGCGAUUCAAGCUAUGCAAGAAGCACAUUCUGGAGUUUGUGGAUCACAUCAAUCUGGGCCUAGAUUACACUUUCAUAUAAAAAGAAUGGGGUAUUAUUGGCCAACAAUGGUAAAAGAUUACUUGGAUUAUGCUCGAAGAUGUCAAGCAUGCCAAUUUCAUGCAAACUUUAUGCACCAACCUCCUGAUGUAUUACAUCCGACUGUUGCACAAACUCAUCGUUUCUUUUGGUAUGUGUCUUCUUCAAAAGUUCGUGUGGAUGAGGUGGCUGUCCAAGAACAGUCGCCUAAAAUUGAAAUCACAUCCAUCAAAGUUAUUACUAGAGGAAUAACGUUGAAAAAACUGUAA
Messenger RNA from Solanum verrucosum, 1860 nucleotides. RefSeq lists its product as uncharacterized. The record is from RefSeq and is a predicted model, not a curated record. The transcript is spliced from 3 exons. Lineage: Eukaryota; Viridiplantae; Streptophyta; Magnoliopsida; Solanales; Solanaceae. Gene Ontology annotation, molecular function: nucleic acid binding; RNA-DNA hybrid ribonuclease activity. The coding region runs from base 1 to 1860 and encodes 619 amino acids.